AUGACUGUCCCAGAGCAAUAUGGUCGGCGGUUGAUUCCCCAGAUAUUAGACAGUUUGGCUUCUGUCGAACCUCACCGCAUUAUAUACUCGGUGGCAAAUUCCUCGAAUAUCUCUCAUGGGUUCCAACACAUAUCUGCUCGAGCUUUUGCAAAGGCAGUUGACAAGACCGCUUGGUGGUUGCAUAGUCAAGUUGGUGAAAAAAGGGUUGUCCGGGCAGCGGCUUACAUUGGACCUCAAGAUGACCUCCGGCACGUUCUGUUGACGUAUGCAUGUGUCAAGGUCGGCUGCACUGCCCUAUUUCUGUCCCCCAAAAAUAGCACCGAAGGCGCACUCGCAGUGCUUGAAGCUGCAAAAUGCAGCGUUUGGGUCAACCCAUGCGGGUAUUCAUGUCCUCUGGUGGAUGACAUCCUGCAGAAGCGCAGUAUGAAGGUGUUCCAUUUACCAGAAUUGGACGAACUGCUCAAUGCAGAGACGACUGAAUCGUACCCAUACACUAAGACUUUUGACGAAGCUUCUCAAAACCCGUUUUGUUUACUUCAUACCUCCGGAUCGACUGGCCUUCCAAAGCCGAUCGCGUGGUCGCACGGCCUGAUCGGUACAAUGGAUGCUGGCGCCGGUAUCAUCAUGAACAUCCUCCUGCCGUCUCUCUUCGGUCUACACUGUAUCAUGGGCCCUAAAGGUGUAGUGCCUAACAUGAACCUUAUAGAAUCACUUGCAGACCAUGCAGAGAUCGAUAUUUGGAGCAUGGUCCCGUCAUUAGUCGAUGAGCUUGGUGAAACGCCCGAUGUCUUGGUCAAGCUCAAGCAAUCCAAAUUCAUCUGCGCUUCCGGUGGCCCAGUCAGCCCUCUCAUCGGAUCAAAAGUAAACGAUGUCGUCCGAGUUCUAAACCUGACCGGUACUACAGAAGGCCUGUUUAUGGGGAAUCUAUGGGUAGAAAAACAAGACUGGUAUUAUUUUGCCUUUCACCCAUUCUCCGGAUUCGAGUUCAAGGAAGUAGAGUCAGGCGUCUAUGAACAUUGGGUACAUCGCAACGACCACUGGCCCCUAUUCCAAGGUAUCUUUCAUACUUUCCCGAAUGAAAGGAGUGUCAACUUCAAAGAUCUAUACACCAAACACCCUACUAAGCCGAAUCUAUGGGCUUACAAAGGGCGCAAUGACGACAUCGUUGUGUUGUCUAACGGCUAUAAGAUCUCCCCGUUCGAAACAGAGGCUUUGAUCGGAGCAGGGAAGCCUCAGGCAGGUCUUCUGAUUGAGCUUGAAAACCCAACUUCCAAGACCAACGUGGUAUGGGAUAGUAUCUGGGCUACAAUUGAACGCGCCAACGCAUUGUCGUUGCACAAAAAUCAGGUGCAAAGUGAUUACGUCGCUUUCGCUGAACUAGAUACACCUUUUUCCCGCACUGAUAAGGGAACGGUGAAGCGACGGGCCACGCUCGAGGCGUAUGCUGAUUACAUCGAGCGCUUCUAUAGCUCGCGGUCGGACCAAGACACCGAGCAGUCCUCACCUGCUAUUAAGAAGGCCGCACCCGACGAUGACCUCUUCGCCAUGGGCUUCGAUUCGCUGCUCGGUUUUCGUGCUAUCAAGACUCUUCGCGUAGCCACCGGGCUUCGUGACCUGUUGGCCCCAAGGCAUCUCUACGGCAGCCCUACACUCCGCCAGUUCUCAGCGACGUUGGCUCAGCUGGUGGCCGACAUGCAUAGGAAGGCGAUUGACAGAUCAGCUUCGAAUGGAACGGUUGCAGACAACGUCGCCGAGAUGUACCGCAUGAUCAAUUUGCACCGCAUGCGUCUCUCACAAAAGGUUAGCCCUUUCGACCAGAUGAGCCCCAACAUAUAUCUGGGCAUGAAGUUUUUCUACCAGCUCCGCAAGGGCGCCCGUUUUGAAGACGUGUUUGUACGAUUACAGGCAGGGCUGCGUCGGGCCAUGACAUUCAUUCCCGAGCUCGAGGGUAAGCUGAUGCCCUGUUCGGAGGACGAGAUAGGGUACAAGAAGGGUGACAUGCGCAUUUCGAUUCCCCCGGUGCCUUGUACGGCGACGGCGAACCGCAGCACCGAGUCAUCCAGGCCACGACAACUGCGUUACCAAGACCUUUCGGCGGUGCUCCCGUCCUUUGCGGAGCUUCGUGCCGGUGGCUUCGCGUCUUCAGGCUUUGCAGAUGAUGUCUUACUUUCAAGCCCGUUGCUGCCGCCGCUGCCGGCCGACUUGUUCGUCGCGCAGGCCAAUUUUAUCACUGGUGGCUGUAUCCUAGCCAUCAACAUGCACCACCAAUGCUUCGACGGCACGGGCACCAUUAUGGUGAUGCGUAUCUGGGGUGAAUGCUGUCGUUAUGUGCAAGGCGAUGCCUCGGCGACGUGCGCCUGGCUGGACAAAGAGAGUUUGAAUCGUAAUCUUCUGCAAAUUCUACACGAGAUGGAGGGGUAUGCGAAACCGGCAGGCCAAGUAGACAAGAACGUAUGGGGCUUCAUCGACAUCCCGGAUCCGGCCGAGACAGGGACGGAGUCUGUGACCGAAAUUAAGAACCUCGUCACCGAGUCGUCGCUCCCUCCGGCUCCGUUCUUCCCCCGGAAUUUUCAAUGGCCGCCGAAACCCCUUCCCAACGGCCGACACUUGGCUUCAUCCACCUUUAUCAUUCCGACCGAAAUGAUUGAGCAGCUCCGGCAAGACGUUCUGGCUGACCCCGCAGCCGGGGGCCUCAUCUCGGACAGCGACAUGAUCCAAGCAUUCGUUUGGCGAGCGGCCGUCAAAGCGCGUCGCCAUGUGGCGAUACAGCUGCGCGACGAGACCUUUGAAACGGAUGAGAUGGCCAUCGUUGAGUUGCCUAUCGAUGCCAGGCCUUAUUUCUCAAAGCUGCUGCCAGAGUCGUAUAUGGGCAACCUCGUCGUCAUCAACCGGCCGAGCAUGCCGGUGGCGACGCUCUGCGGCACAGAAACAACAGUGGCGCAGAUUUCACAGGUGCUCCGCGCUGCUGCUGUCCACAUCACGCCUUCAUUAGUCCAUGAUGCAUUCACGCUGCUGCAGUCAGUGCCUGACUACACCAAAGUGACUACCGCAUGCAUGGAGCUGGAGGGGAUGCACACCGCCGUUAAUAAUUUGAUGCUUUUCCAGACGAGUGCUAUCUCUUUCGGAGACGAGUUCCUGGAUGAUGGCGGAGUGCCAUCUGCAAUGCGCGUGCAAAUGGAUGCUAUCAACGCGGCAUUCCGCAUGUUGGUUAUACACCCACUGCGCGAGGACGGUGGGAUCGAGCUUGUCAUUGGCACGCUGCCAGAAGAACUUGAUGCGCUGCUGGCAGAUGGCGAGUUUACUAGGUAUUGUAGGUUUUACCACGAGCAUAGAGUCACUUUGGUCCCUUCAGCUGAUUUGAGACAACUUCAUCGUGUCACAGUUGUAGGGAGAUCAAUGGAUGAUGAGUCUAGCCAUUAA
Colletotrichum lupini is the source of this 3420-nucleotide messenger RNA. RefSeq lists its product as uncharacterized. The record is from RefSeq and is a predicted model, not a curated record. Lineage: Eukaryota; Fungi; Ascomycota; Sordariomycetes; Glomerellales; Glomerellaceae. The coding region runs from base 1 to 3420 and encodes 1139 amino acids. The transcript is spliced from 7 exons.